This is a messenger RNA of Glarea lozoyensis ATCC 20868, 492 nucleotides long. RefSeq lists its product as uncharacterized. The transcript is spliced from 4 exons. Gene Ontology annotation, biological process: microtubule-based movement. Gene Ontology annotation, molecular function: dynein intermediate chain binding. Bases 1 to 492 code for a protein of 163 amino acids. The record is from RefSeq and is a predicted model, not a curated record. Gene Ontology annotation, cellular component: cytoplasmic dynein complex; cytoplasm. NCBI's taxonomy places the organism in Eukaryota, Fungi, Ascomycota, Leotiomycetes, Helotiales, Helotiaceae.
AUGGCGACACCACCAAUUUCUUUCACGAGGCUGAAGCAAAUCGCAAAUGAUGCAUGCCAGAGUGCGUUAGGAGGCGCUGAUUACUACGAACAUGGCAAGACGGAAGUGUGGAAUACAACUAUCAUCAAUUCCAUCCUCAAGUCGCUGAUCUCAGAAUCAUCUCCUACAGGUGGCAGCCCUGCGUUCAAAUAUGCCGUUAACAGCACCAUCAUUCAGCACCUAGUACCAACCUCUGCGCUCAACAAAUCCAGAGCGGUUCAGGAACCUACACCACCCAGGACCGGAGAGGCCGAUUCAAAGAUCUCAACGAGCGACGCGAAACCCGAAGCUACCUCGACCGAUGGAAAACCACAUGUCGGGCGUAGAGGAAUGCAUAGUGCAACGGGAGCGUUCUGGAACGAGAAGACAGAUGGGAUGUGGAGUUUCAAGUACGAAGGCGGGGAGAAUAAGGGUUUAGAUGUCGUUGUUAGUGUAAUCUGGAUUGCCAUAUAG